AUGAAUAAAAUAAUAAUAUAUACAACCUUUAUCAUAUUAUUUUUAACAAAUAUAUGCUAUUGUCAAAGAGAAGAUUCCGAUUUAUAUGCUCUUACCACCCAUGGAAGUGACGCUUCUAAGUUGAAUUUAAUUGUAACCCCAAAAUUUGGAAAUAAUCUUUUGUUAGAAAAAACCAUCCAAUUACCAUCAAAUCUUUCAAUCCAAGCUAUUACAUACCUCGACUCUACAAAUGAUUUUGUCACCAUAUUGUGCGCAUCAAAUACUCCAGGCCAAACAACUCAAACCUUCAACUUAGUUAGUGUUAAUGUAACUACCGGUCAACAAACAAUAACAAAUGGAAUUACCUAUUCAUCAGGUGCUUUAAAUAUUGAAAGUGGUUACCAAAACUAUAUUAUUUCACAACCAAACCACAUCUAUUUAAUUGAUCCAAAUAACAAUAGCAAUGGUAUUAAAUUAAUCGAUUUAUUCUUUUAUAGUAGUCUUCCAUCCUAUAAAACUCUUCCAAGUGCUGAAUUUUUCAUUGAAAACACCCAAGAUUUUGACACUUCUUUUGGUCCAGUCGGUGCUAUAAGUAUUGAUGGCGGCAAUUUAAUAGUAGUUUAUAAAAGCACUAGCAAUCCUGAAUACGUCGCAACCAUUAUUGUCUGCAAUUUAAAUGGUACUGAAACCGGUGAAUCCAGCUCAAGCUUAUCUCCAUUAGAAGUCUAUAAUAUCAAAUUAUUUUAUGAAGUUAGUUUAAUUACUCAAAUUUAUACUGACCACAUUGGUAACAUCUAUAUUGUCCAAAAUGAUACCCAAAUAUGCCAAGUUAACCUCGACACCAACUAUUGCGACAUCCUUCCAUAUUUAAGAGGAACUACCACCCUUCCAAACUUUAACUAUAACCCAUUCCUCAUUCCACAAAGUAAAUUAGAUAUUAUCUCCAUUGAAAUUGAAAACAAUUCUAUUAGCUUUACCGAAGCAGGUUAUAAUUGGGCAUGGUCUGCUGGUUUUGUUAUUCCAAACUACUGGCAAAACAACUUACCAGGAUCCUACACUUAUUUUGCAAUUUAA
This is a messenger RNA of Dictyostelium purpureum, 1053 nucleotides long. RefSeq lists its product as uncharacterized. The transcript has a single exon. Lineage: Eukaryota; Evosea; Eumycetozoa; Dictyosteliales; Dictyosteliaceae. Bases 1 to 1053 code for a protein of 350 amino acids. The record is from RefSeq and is a predicted model, not a curated record.